Messenger RNA from Desarmillaria tabescens, 942 nucleotides. Its product is annotated as TB2/DP1, HVA22 family-domain-containing protein. NCBI's taxonomy places the organism in Eukaryota, Fungi, Basidiomycota, Agaricomycetes, Agaricales, Physalacriaceae. Bases 191 to 850 code for a protein of 219 amino acids. The transcript is spliced from 5 exons. The record is from RefSeq and is a predicted model, not a curated record.
GUAAAUUCGAAAUAAUAGGCACAAUAUCUUUGGAAGCGGACGACGCUGCCGCUGCGAGGUCCCGGUCGGCGCUGGCAGUGUCCGUAAACGAACCAGACUACUAGGGUCAAGCGAUUAGUCAUCUGCGUCGGGCCUGGGCGGUUGUCUUGGAAAUUCUUCCGCUACUUACCUCUCUCACCUCACUCACCUCAUGUUUUCCCUGAUUUUUUCGGCGCUAUGCGCCUGGUUUGCAUUUUUCUUGCCUUGCUUCGCUACGUUCAAACUUCUCUCUCAACAUCCUAUUCCGGAGGCCGAGCUGCAAACAACCGCCAAGUAUUGGACCGUGAUUGGUGCUUUUGUCGGAUUUGAAUAUCUCGCUGGCUGGUUCAUUAGCUGGCUGCCUUUCUACUGGGAAGCCAAAACAGUUUUCCUGCUUUUCCUUUCUCUUCCUCAAACACAGGGCUCGACCUUUGUGUACGAUACCUACCUCAAGCCCUUCUUCGUCAAAAACCAUAACAGCAUUGAUUCAGGAAUUAUCUCCAUCCAAGGGAGCAUCAUUAGCUUCAUCCAUACCCGUCUUUAUGCCGUGUGGGAACUUCUCUGGAGCGUCAUUAAUAAGACCCCUCCAGCAGGACAGCCACCCGCAGCUGCUCCUCCCCCGACCGCCGGCUUCAGUGUAGAAUCUGCCAUGGGCCUGUGGCGCACGUAUGGUCCGUCCCUGUUGAGUGCCAUACAGACCGGGAGUGCGCGUGCCGCCCCUGCAACUCCUCCUGUCACGCCCAGUGCCUCGGCUUCCUCCACCUCGACUGAUAAUCUUCCAGGUGCCAGCGCUGAGCAACGAAUUCCCACUCCAAUUUCUGCCGCUGCUUAAUAUUCCUCAUUGGUUGGUUUGGUUGGAUUCACACGCGAAAUAUUUCAGGAUCUUUCUUCUCGCUUCACCAUUUUUACAAAUAGUUUGCUUGU